Messenger RNA from Cylindrotheca closterium, 1374 nucleotides. The record is from the annotation of a GenBank genome assembly. NCBI's taxonomy places the organism in Eukaryota, Bacillariophyta, Bacillariophyceae, Bacillariales, Bacillariaceae.
AUGCCCGCUUCAUCUCAGUCACAACCUUCUAAUAAUACACCCCGGAGAUCCUUUGUCAUAUGUGGUGAACGCUUCUAUUUUCCAGGCGAUGGCACGGACGCCCUGAUACACAUUGGAACUGUCUUUAUUGAAAAAGCAGUCCUUGUUUUGGGUCCAAUGCUGAUUACCUUUGCGUCUGUCAUUAUUGGAGGCUUGUCCUAUACGUACUUUACAAUAAUCAUGCCAAUGCUGGAGCACAAGUAUGGCGAUAAUCCCGAAUCUACCAUUAUGAUAUCCCUGCACACUUCCAUUGUGGUCUUCUUUGUGGCGGAGAUUAGUUUCAAUUACUUCAUGUGUGUCGUGACACGCAACAAGGGAGCCAACUACGAUCGAGUCGUCCGGGAGCUGGCGGACGCUACCAACUUUCAAUUUCCAGAGAACCCCCAGGAAUUGGAAUCCUAUCGUCGGGAUACCUCGGACAAGAUGAACCUUCGCAUGAAACAGCGGUAUAAGCGACAGCAAGAAGAGCAAGCACCUCCAGCGACGGUGGCAACCGGUGGAGCUGAUAGUGAUUCCAACAAUAUCAAACACCGCAAGAACAAGAUGGCACCAGCGAAUAAUAAAAAUAACAAAGUGGCAGCCGCCGAACAACCCAUGAGCAAGUUGCGCAGCUGGAUGCUCAUGGCACCCGACGAAUGGGGUUAUUGUGCACGAUCCCAUCAACCCAAACCUCCCCGAGCCCACUACGACCACGUGUCUAAAACAUUGGUAUUGUGUUUGGAUCACUACUGUCCCUGGAUGUUCAAUGUGGUUGGCUAUUUCAAUUAUCGCUACUUUUGCAACUUUCUGUGGUUUGUCGAAUUGGCCAUGAUUUACGGUGCCUUUAUCACCUACGAACCCUUUUUGAAUACCAGUGGACGAAUUUAUCGAGCCCAACGAGAUCAAUUCCGCAAGACCAACAAGCGAAUUCGCAUGUUUCCAAUGGUGCCCUUUUCGGACGAACGAUUGAAAGUUUCUCUGUCGUUCAUGCUGUGUCUGUCCAUUGGAAUUGCGGUGGCGUGUUUGGGAGGCUUCCAUCUGUACCUUUGUUUGACGGGCCAAACGACCAUUGAAUUCCAUGGCAACUGGGUCAACCGACGCAAGGCCCACAAAUUGAACAAAAAGUGGAAGAACCCUUAUGACAUGGGACUGAAGCGGAAUUGGCAACAAGUCUAUGGUAGUGGGAAUCCCUUGUUGGCCUUUUUGAUUCCGUCGUGUCGAGAACCCGAGUUUUUGCCACUUCCACUCCCCGAAGAAAAAGGCCGUCGAAUAUGGGCCAGAACCAAAUACGACAAAUUGCCGCAAGUCGACAAUGGCGAAAGUGAGGAGGCGAAUGCUGGGGGAGACAUAGUCUAG